UUCUCCCCCUUCCUUUUCGCUUUUCCGCCCACCUCCAUUCCAUUCCGCUUCUUUCCCCCUUUCACCCCUCCCUCUCUCUCUCUCUACUCUCACUCUCCCUUCUCUCUCUGCCUUCCUCCUUCUAAGAGGAAGGUCAUCGUCGGUAGCGUCACGAAGCUUCCCGUCGACGACCAAAUUCCGUUUACGGCGGCCUUGAGCGUCGUUCGUAUUUGUUUUUGUAUAUAAUACUUUGUUUAAUUAAAUAAAUUGUUUUUAAGAUGAUGAGGAGCAUGCACAUGGGGAACUCCGCCCCGGCGAGAGGCAUAGCUGCCAUCGUCGGCGUUGGGCCCAAGCUGGGCCGCUCCGUGGCCCGGAAGUUCGCCCACGAAGGCUACACCGUCGCCAUCCUCGCCCGCGACCUCGGGAGGCUGUCGAUGUUCGCGGAGGAGAUCGCGCGGGAGGAGAAAGCUCAAGUGUUUGCAAUCAGAAUAGACUGCUCCGACUCCAGGAGCAUCAGGGAGGCCUUCGAGGGCGUUCUCUCGCUCGGCUUCGUCGAAGUUCUCGUCUACAAUGCCUACUGCCCGGCUGCCUUGCAGCCCACCAACUUCGCCGACGUGUCUCUCGCCGCCUUCGAGCGGUCCCUCGCCGUCUCCUCCGUCGGCGCCUUCCUCUGCGCUCAACAGGUUAUUCCAGGAAUGGUGGAGAGAAGGAAAGGCACGAUUCUGUUCACAGGUUGCGCGGCUUCACUAAACGGGAUUCCUGGAUUCUCUGAUCUAUGUUGUGGGAAGUUUGCACUGAGAGGUCUAUCGCAGUGCCUGGCCAGAGAGUUCCAAGCUCUUGGAGUGCAUAUUGCCCAUGUUGUCAUCGAUGGUCUGGUUGGCUCACCUAGGGGACCAUCGUCGACGUCGCCGUCGACAGGCAGUACCACCGGCGGUGGUUGGUGGCAGAGGACGGCGGUGGUUGGGGAGCAAUUAGUACAACGACAACAAGUCGAAGGAGAAGUGGUAGUGGACGGUGGCGGGCCACCGGAGCCAAUGAUGAUGAUGAUGGACCCGGACUCUUUGGCCCAAACCUACUGGCAUUUGCAUGUCCAGGACAGGACGUGUUGGACCCAAGAGAUCGACCUCCGCCCUUCCCACUCUCAACAGUGACGCCAGCCGGCCCGGCCCCAAGUUAAUUACUACUUUACCCCUUAAUUAAUACAGAUUGAACUAAUAUUGCUCUUGAAAGCUCCUCCUUCCCAAUUUUUAUGUGGUGUUUAAAUAUGAUGGUGAAAGCUCAUUAGUACGAAAUAGCUAGUCGUCCUGUCAAUCAAAUCUUAUACACAUACACAUCAGUUUCCGUAUUAAUUUGUCUUCUUCCUACUGUUUUUGUUUUACCCUUUGUGACCUUCGUUUUAAGGGCAGUGGGUCAUAUUUUGUUGUCUUCUACGGACGAGCGAAGGGCUUCGUGUCCCAAUUUAGGACACACGACAUACAAUACAAGCCUAUCUCUCUC
This is a messenger RNA of Linum tenue, 1476 nucleotides long. The record is from the annotation of a GenBank genome assembly. Lineage: Eukaryota; Viridiplantae; Streptophyta; Magnoliopsida; Malpighiales; Linaceae.